AUGGAAAGAUGCUCCAUUCAUCCUAGUGAACGGAUACAGUUGUAUUGUAGAGAAUGUGAAAGGCCCGUAUGUAAUACUUGUGUUACAAACCGUCAUACUGGACACACAUUUAAGAAACUUACUGAAGUGAAGGGGGAAAUAAUCACUAAAGUAGGAGAAGCCAAAGAUGAAAGCGCCAGGACCAAACGAAAAUUAGAGCAACGUUUGAAAGAACUUCAAUCUGAAAUUGACAGACAGAAUGAAAGCUUUUCAAAAAAUUGCCAGGAAAUAGAAAAACGGAAGAAAGAGCUCAAAAGGUAUGUAGACAAAAAAUUGAAAAAAUAUGAAGAAGAGUGUCGGAAUCACCAUGAAAAAAACAUCAGUGACAUACAGAAAAAAUGUGUACACCUCAAACGGGAUAUUAAGAAACUAUCACAGUAUGAGACGACGUUGAAUAGACUUAAGAGCACUGACAAGGUCUCGGAUCUGAUCAGACAAUUCGAACUACCCAGGGCUCCAGUUACACAUGACAUUGGGGAUUUAGAAAUACCUCAACCGUGUAAAUUUGUUCCGGGAAAACAUUUUCCCAGGCAGGAAAUGUUCGGACAUGUCGAAGAACAUCCAGUAGAGGACCAUUAUAAAUCGAUAGCACAACCAACAGAUAAGGAUGGCGGUGCGUAUGCUUGCAUGACGCCAUCAAGCCGCAGCUCUUUUUCAGCGCCGUCAGAAUCAGCUAGUGAGAUAGAGACCGUUUAUGAUAGAGUAGGGCUUUUAAAUGCUACACAACAAGGAACUGUGGCAACGGCAAAUAUCAGGAGGGAAACAUCAUCCUAUAUAGUUCUGUCCGCGAAAAAUGACCUGUGUUGGGUUAAAUAUCAUAACCAAAACAAAAUAAAACUCGUCAACAGAAUUGGAAAAGAAAUCGAAGAACUGAAAUCAAUUUCUGAUAGAAUCAGUGGGGUUUCGUGUUACCAGGAUGAUAAACUACUUGUGUGUUUGCCAGAGAUGAAAAUCAUCCGACAAGUGGAUAGAUACCGCUCUGUCGACUUCAUCAGCACAGGAGAGUUUAUACCAAAAUGUGUGUGUUCCUUUCGCUUCGAUGACACCAUGAUUUUUGUCAUUUUAGAAAAUCCGAGCUCAUGCCAUGGUCCUGCAAGCUGCGAACUAGUUAAGUACAAAAAGACAGUCGAGGAAAUGCGAGCUAGAAAGGACCAGUUUGGAAAUGAUCUGUUCUAUAGCUCGGACAAAAUAUCUGUCAACCGGACAAGAAAUAGAAUGGCAGUUAUCAACAAUUGUGGUCCAUCCAGAACGCACCUGGUCAUCUUAGAAACUAAGGAUUUGAAGCUGUCGUGGCGCUAUUUCGGUGAUGGCAGGGCAUACGAUGGACAUGCAAAUAUCGAUCCACAUUUACUUCAGAAAGACACAAAUAUGUGCCUAACGGACGUAGCAUUCGAUAACAAUCAAAACAUAGUCAUAGCAGAUAGACUUUCCAAGACCGUGAAACUCCUGAAUCAAAACAUGGAGCCACUAAGCGUUCUUGGCACUUUCAACGAGUCCCCAAUGGCACUCGCCAUGGACAAUAUAAGUCUCUGGAUAAUGUUUGUCAGUGGCAACUUAAGUGUUGUGAACCACAGAGUGCCGUCAUCAAGCCAUUGA
Molecule: messenger RNA, 1635 nt
Organism: Pecten maximus
Lineage: Eukaryota; Metazoa; Mollusca; Bivalvia; Pectinida; Pectinidae
Exons: 1
Coding region: 1-1635 (544 amino acids)
Molecular function (GO): zinc ion binding
Source: RefSeq, a predicted model, not a curated record